Molecule: messenger RNA, 1329 nt
Organism: Pectinophora gossypiella (pink bollworm)
Lineage: Eukaryota; Metazoa; Arthropoda; Insecta; Lepidoptera; Gelechiidae
Product: histone-lysine N-methyltransferase PRDM9-like
Exons: 8
Coding region: 1-1329 (442 amino acids)
Cellular component (GO): nucleus
Molecular function (GO): protein binding; histone methyltransferase activity
Source: RefSeq, a predicted model, not a curated record
AUGAGUCGAUUCAAUCUGCGGCAGAAGCCGCGAAUUAGUUAUUAUGAACCCGAUGAGCCGAGUUUGGAUGAAUACGUGUUUUGUGACGAAUGCGGCGACUAUGUGUACGAAUACUGCUCCAUACACGGCCCACUGCUGGUCGUGCCUGAUGAUAAGCCUCCAGCGGUGUCCCCGUACCCCGCAUGCGUCCCCCGCGCCGCCCUCACCAUCCCACAUGUAUUCCUGCACAUCGCGCGUUCCAACAUACCGCACGCUGGUUUGGGCGUGUUCACGUCGCUAACGCUACCGCGCGGCGUACGCUUCGGUCCCUACCGCGGACAACGCGUUGCCGACGCAGAUUCGAACUACUGCUGGCAGAUAAACGACCGUAACAACCGCCGGUCCCACCUGGUGGACGCAGCAGACCCGAACCGCUCCAACUGGAUGCGGUAUGUCAACUGCUCGCGACACUGGCUAGAGCAGAAUCUCGUCGCAUUCCAGUACCAGGGACAGCUCUACUACAGAACAAUAAAAAUAAUCCCUCGCUUCACCGAGCUGCUGGUGUUCUACGGCAGCGAGUUCGCCCACAUGCUCCACAUCGACCUCAAACUGUACUCCUCGCCGCGCGGAUACGCGCAGAAACUUGGCGCACCUUUAGCGAAAAAGGCUAAAUUGGAUUCUGAAAAUGAAAUUUUAGAAGAAAAAGGACAAAAGAAAAGUGAGAUUGAAGAGAAGAAAGAAGAGAAUUCAACCAGGAAACCUAAUUUUUGGUGCAAUGUAUGCAAUGAAAGAUUUAAUGAGAGAAGUAAUUUAAAAACACAUAUGAGAAUACACACGGGUGAAAAACCUUAUGUAUGCAAUGUAUGUAAUGAUAGAUUUAAUUGGUCAAGUGUUUUAAAAACACAUAUGAGAAUACACACGGGUGAAAAGCCUUAUGUAUGCAAUGUAUGUAAUGAUAGAUUUAAUCAGUCAAGUCAUUUAAAAACACAUAUGAGAAUACACACGGGUGAAAAGCCUUAUGUAUGCAAUGUGUGUAAUGAAAGAUUUAAUCUGUUAGGUAAUUUAAAAAGACAUAUGAGAAUACACACGGGUGAAAAGCCUUAUGUAUGCAAUGUGUGUAAUGUAAAAUUUAAUCAGCUAGGUAGUUUAAAAAGACAUAUGAGAAUACACACGGGUGAAAAGCCUUAUGUAUGUAAUGUGUGUAAUGAAAGAUUUAAUGAGUCAGGUAAUUUAAAAACACAUAUGAGAAUACACACGGGUGAAAAGCCUUAUGUAUGCAAUGUGUGUAAUGAAAGAUUUAUUCGGUCAGAUACUUUAAAAGGCCAUAUGGCGGUACACACAGGAGAAUAA